AUGGCGCCAUCAUCUCGACCGGCUGCGCCCAAUGUUUUCGACUCGGUGAAUGGCUCUAAUCCUCCAAUUCACACGGACUUCACCAAUGGUGCGCUCGGCAAUAUUCCAGUAUUGCAACCUAACCACAACUUCUCGACUGGGGCUCCGGCAAGCGCUGCAGCCGACCUGUCCAUGACUAGUCCCCCAAGAGGCCGCGACAGAGGUGAUGCUAUUAUGAGUAGCCCCUCGAAAGACGACGCUGUCGAGAACGUAACCAUGAGCAGUCCUCAAAGGACUCGCCAUGAACAGCGCGCAGCACACAAUGAAGCUCACCUCCAACAAUUGGAGCAAGAGCGUGAACAUGAGGAGAGGAAGGCAGCGGCCGCUCGCGAGCACGAACUUUUGCUGCAGGGUGAUCGUGACUACGCGCUUGGUGAUUUCGAGCCAGACGAACCUGCAGACUCGGCUAUGAACACUACACCAACCAGCACCGCACCCACAGAUGCAGAUGUGGGCAACGUACCAAACAGCAACCCACCUGCAGACGACAACAUGGACACUGAGCCAACCGGUACCUCAUCCACAGACGCAGACAUGACCAACGCACCAGCCGGUAGCGCCACCCCAGCCCCAUCUUCAGAACCAGGCUCAACCACACCGCUAGGACUGUUCACUCCACCGGUCCCACACUCAACCAGAGAGGUUGCUUACUUGCGUUCAAGGCCUUACAACGAGAGUGGCGCCUUCGAUGACAUCUACAGACACAACAACUAUGAAGAGCCCGAUGAUUACGAUGAAUCUGGUGAGCCUAUCUACCUCAACCCACCGAGAACGCGCAGGCCUUGA
Molecule: messenger RNA, 825 nt
Organism: Aureobasidium namibiae CBS 147.97
Lineage: Eukaryota; Fungi; Ascomycota; Dothideomycetes; Dothideales; Saccotheciaceae
Exons: 1
Coding region: 1-825 (274 amino acids)
Source: RefSeq, a predicted model, not a curated record